AUGUUCGAUGUUCAUGCAACUACUACAUCAAUUCCUUCAUCCAACUCAGACAAUAAUACAACUGGAAAUAAUACUAAGAGUGGACGACUCUUGAAUAAUAACCAUGUAAAUGUAGCUGUAGCUACUGGAUGUUUUUCAUCAGAUACAUUAGUUACAUUAGUCAAUCAACAACAAAUUCCAAUUGGAAAACUUCAAGUUGGUGAUCAAUUACUUAGUAUUGAUGGAACUAAAAUUGUUUCUACUGAAAUGUUGAUGAUGCUUGAUAAGAAUCAACUCUCAUCAGCAAUAUUCUAUACUAUUGUUACUGCAUCUGAACAUAAAAUAAGUCUAACUAGUCAUCAUUUGAUCGCAACGAUCAACAACAAUGAAGAUGUUAUCUACAUACCAGCCAAAGAUGUCAAACUAGGUAAUAAGCUCCGUGUUGUUAUAAAUGAAAAAGUUUAUUCAUCAUCUGUUAUUAAUAUAACGAUAGAAAUGAAAAAUGGAUACUAUGCUCCAUUGACUAUGACAGGCACAUUGUUAGUAAAUAAUAUUGAUGCUAGUUGUUUUUCAAAUAUCAAAAAUCAUAAUAUUGUACAAUUUUAUAUGGGUUUUAUCCGUUGGUAUUAUAGAUUAAAUGGAUUAUUAUCUAUUCAGAAGCCAUUCGGUGAACAAACUGUUGAUGGAAUACAUUAUAUAGCAGUGAUCUUAUGUAAAAUUACUCAAUCAAUUUAUCCAUCGAUUUUACAUUUUAGCUAA
Rotaria sp. Silwood2 is the source of this 738-nucleotide messenger RNA. The record is from the annotation of a GenBank genome assembly. Lineage: Eukaryota; Metazoa; Rotifera; Eurotatoria; Philodinida; Philodinidae.